Neltuma alba is the source of this 1479-nucleotide messenger RNA. RefSeq lists its product as uncharacterized. The record is from RefSeq and is a predicted model, not a curated record. The transcript is spliced from 10 exons. The coding region runs from base 192 to 1292 and encodes 366 amino acids. Gene Ontology annotation, molecular function: catalytic activity. Lineage: Eukaryota; Viridiplantae; Streptophyta; Magnoliopsida; Fabales; Fabaceae.
AAGCUUCCAAGAACGGAGGAUUGACUUUGGAGUAUGCAAUUGCAUUCUUUCGUGACAGCUGGAAGCAGAAUAAUAUAGUUCCAUAGGUGCAGAAAAAUUAUAUGCAUUAGCUUCUCUACUGCGGCACUUCAUGGAAUGCACAUAAUAGUUAGGCGCCGUGCACAUGGGUGUUCGUUGCCAUUAACUAACAAAUGUCAGUUUCAAGGUUUCUCUUCAGUAACGGCAUCCUCUUGCACACCCCAGAUGCUCCUCCAGUCAAGGUCCUCCUUGAAGCUAAUCCAGGUGCUUACACAACCACACGGACUCAUGACCGUGGUUCCUACUUAUUAUUUUGGGAAAGACACAUGAAAAGACUUUCAGAAUCCAUACAUACUUUAUCAAACUUAGCUCCACAACUUCUAUUUAAAUCUGACAAAUCUACCAGUUCGUCACCAUCAUCAGUAAACUUACCAAUAUGGCAACCCACAGUUCAGAUGCUUGUUAAUGAUUCCAUUAGCAAGGUCUUACCAAUUGCAUUGAAAGAGAUAAAUGAUUGCCAAGAACUGGCUAUUACAACUCUUGUUUGUGGUAAUUUGGAUGCACUGAAUGCACAGAAGACUGUGGAAUGUGAAGAAAGAUUAAGUAAGACUCUUGAGGUGCAUGUUCAUGUUGAGACUUAUAUUCCCCCUUCAUUUGGUAUAAGGGAUAAUGGUGUAAAUCUGGCUUUGGUGGGCUGGGGGAGGAAUGUCGCAUCUGCAAAGUAUUCAGAUUGGGUAAGGUUGAGGCAGAGUCUGGAAAAGCUCAGGCCUCCUUCAGUGACUGAACUGUUGCUGUCAAAUGAUGGUGAUCAAGUGCUUGAAGGUUGUAUAACAAACUUCUUUGUUGUUUGCGGCAAGGAUACGAGCAAUGACAGUCACAGAAAUGGAAACUCUUUUCAAGUACAGACAGCUCCUAUCAGUGAUGGCGUCCUUCCAGGAAUUAUACGUCAAGUAGUGAUUGAAGUAUGUAGGAGCAAUGGAAUCCCAUUUCGUGAAGUUGCACCAUCAUGGUCAGAUCGUGAAGUGUGGGAGGAGGCAUUCAUCACAAAUAGCUUGAGGAUUUUGCAGCAUGUGGAUAGUGUUCAGGUUCCGACUGAUUGGCAAUCAGUCCAUUCCAAAACGUGGAAAGAUGUUUCAUGGGAAAAGAAGCAGUUUCAGGGGAGACCUGGGAAGAUCACUGCUAUAAUCCAGGAACUGAUUAUGGAGAGAGCAGCACAGGAAGGGUACGCAAGCAGUAACUUUAUGAAGUGUGAUCAAACUUCUGCUGGUAUGUAAUGGUAUUAGUAAUGCAAGAUGAGAGGAAUAAUCUUCAUUGUGAUUAGUAAAGUGGUAGAUGAAUAAUUGCUACGCCGAUAGUUCUUCCUCUCUGCUGUUUAUGGCUUGAAGCACAUUCUUGUAAUGAAGGAUCGAACCUGUGAUUGUUUUUCAUUUUAUCCAAAAGGAUAUUUAGUGUUGUUGUUGU